GCAGUACGAGCUACCAGCUAUUCACUUGCGGCGCAAGUCUUGCGCGAAUCAGUGAAGUGCGUGCCGGCAUCCUUGUUGAAUAUGUGCACCAUUGACUUUUAACUUCACAGAUCACACUCGUCACCAUCGUGCGUUGGGUGUUUUUUUUUUUCGAGAGUCCGAUCAUAGGUAAUUGUCAACAAUUUCUCUCACGAUCUUUCCUGGAAGAUUGUCGUCCAGGCCGUAAGUGACGUAAAAUGGCAACGCUUAAGCUGCUGGUGGGAGGUGCGAGUGCCAUAGGUGCCAGUGCUCUUACCUCUUAUCUGUUACUUUCCGACAAUACCGUUUAUGCGGACAAAUCGAUACUAAAGCCAUUGAAGAGGCCUUUGCCUACGAGAGAAGAACAAGUCAAGACGUUAAAAAGUCAAGAACAAUAUGACGUUCUUAUUGUUGGUGGCGGUGCAACAGGGGCUGGAUGUGCGUUGGAUGCCUGUACACGAGGUUUGAAAACUGCCUUGAUCGAGGGGGAUGACUUCGCAUCCGGUACAUCGUCUAGAAGUACAAAGCUUAUUCAUGGAGGUGUCCGUUAUUUACAAAAAGCCAUACUGCAGGUAGACGUGGAGCAAUAUAAAAUGGUCAAAGAAGCGCUACACGAAAGGGCAUCGAUGCUACACAGCGCGCCUCAUUUGGCUCAUCCUCUGCCUAUUAUGUUACCUGUUUACACAUGGUGGCAAAUUCCCUAUUACUGGUUCGGUAUAAAGAUGUAUGAUCUGGUGGCUGGAAGCAAAACAGUGAAAUCGUCGUAUUUCCUUAGCAAAGCUGAUGCAUUAGAAUUGUUCCCUAUGCUGAAAGGAGACAAACUUACGGGAGCUAUUGUCUACUACGAUGGUCAACAGGAUGAUGCCAGAAUGAAUUUGGCUGUCGCUCUGACUGCUUCGCGGCACGGUGCAACGGUUGUGAAUCAUGUGUCAGUCGUUAAUCUCUUAAAAGGCCUUGAUAAGGAUGGUAACCGAGUACUCACUGGCGCGCAUUUGAGAGAUGAACUCACUGGAGACGAAUGGGACAUAAAAGCAAAAGCUAUAAUCAACGCGACAGGUCCCUUCACGGAUUACAUAAGGAAAAUGGACGAUCAAAGUGUCAAAGAGAUCUGUUGUCCUUCCUCUGGCGUUCACAUUGUUCUUCCAGGUUAUUAUAGUCCUGAUCAGAUGGGACUCCUGGAUCCAGCAACGAGCGACGGUCGAGUGAUCUUCUUCCUACCUUGGCAAAAGCAAACGAUCGCAGGAACGACAGAUCUACCCUGUGAUGUAACACAUAAUCCCAAACCCACCGAAGACGAAAUCAUGUUUAUUUUACGCGAAGUCAAGAACUACCUCAACCCAGACGUUGAAGUUCGUCGAGGGGACGUGCUGUCCGCCUGGAGCGGUAUCAGACCUCUUGUUUCCGAUCCGAAUAAACCAAACACUCAAUCGCUUGCUAGAAAUCAUAUUGUGCACGUUAGCCCUACAAAACUUAUCACGAUAGCUGGAGGAAAAUGGACAACUUUCAGGGCGAUGGCUGAAGAAACAAUCGACACAGCUAUCAAAGCUUGUAAUCUGAAACCUGAAAGACCCUGCCAAACGAAUGGUUUCCUUCUGGAGGGAGCUCAUGGUUGGAGUCCAACGAUGUACAUUAGAUUAGUGCAAGAUUUUGGAUUGGAGUGCGAAGUCGCGCAACAUCUGGCCAAAAGCUACGGAGAUCGAGCAUUUGCUGUAGCAAAGAUGGCUUCCCUGACUGGUAAACGGUGGCCAAUUAUAGGUCAAAAGCUCCAUCCUGAAUUUCCAUAUAUAGAUGCUGAGAUUCGGUACGGAGUUCGUGAAUACGCGAGAACGGCAAUUGAUAUGAUCGCGCGACGAUUGAGAUUAGCGUUCCUGAAUGUUCAAGCAGCGCAAGAGGCUCUUCCAGGCAUCAUAGACAUCAUGGCAGAGGAACUACAUUGGUCCGAGGAUGAAAAGAAAAAGCAACACAAACAAGCCAGCGAAUUCCUUUGCAAUGAAAUGGGCCAGAUGGUUAAUCGUGCUUCUCGCGAUAAGAUUCCCAUCAACCUUACGAAGGAAGAAAUACAGCUGUACAUUAAACGCUUUGGUAUUAUCGACAAAGACAACAAAGGAUACGUAUCCAUUAACGACAUCAGGCGAGGACUUAAGGCACUUGGGACAAAAGUUUCAGAAGACGAGCUGCACAUAUUGCUCAAUGAAAUUGAUCUCAGUUACAAUGGGCAAAUGGAACUACAAGAUUACCUGCAGCUAUUUGGUGACAAGGAAGUACCUGGUGAAGAGCUUCAUGAAAUACUACGCGAAAUCGACACUAAUAUGAAUGGUCAAGUUGAGUUGGACGAAUACCUUCAGAUGAUGUCAGCGAUCAAAUCUGGACACGUGGCGUACUCGCGUUUUGCAAGGAUGGCGGAAAUGGAAGAAGCGCAACAUGAAAAAGAAGUAUUGAAGAAACAGAUAAGCGUGGAGAGAUCAGGUGGUGGACUGUAAAAAAAUUCACGUUCGGCAGCAUCGUACAAAUUUUCGUACGUUUCUAAUAUGAUCAACACAUUCAAACAGCUACGGCAAACUGUGUAUCAUAGAAUUUUCAUUUACUCUGAACAUGAAAUGUAGCCCACUGUAGCACAGAAUUAUCACGAAAAGCUGUCUUUCGUACUUUCUACAGCGAUUACUACUUCAUUGCAUCCGUUAGAUUUUAACAAUGAAAAUGAUGAAAUCAUACGAAUUUGAAUUUUAAUGUAAAUAUCUUGUGUACAGCGUUUAAGUUACUCAAAAAUAGAUGCACUGUGUCUGUAUAUACGCCUUUCGCAAAAUACAACAUGAUUCGGACGUAUCAACGAAUAAAUAUACCGUUAUAAUAUAUCAGUCAAUAUAACUCACGUCAAAUUACACAUUCGUUUUCUUGUUUGUAUACGGAUACAUAUAUAUACAUGCAUAUGUAUAGUGUAUGUAUAUGGAAUGAUACUGGCAACUCAUAGGGUGCGAAUGUUUUAAUUAUCAUUAUCAUUAGGCUUCAUCAUAACUACACAAGAACACAGUGCAGUUUAAUGAUGGUUUCGUCUCUGUUAUCGCAUGAAAAUUGCAAUGCACAGGACAACAAAUACACGUCGAUUACUGUGAAGGUAAUUCGCGUCGCAAGUCUAAUCCUGUCUUUAGGACUCGAUAAGAUGGUUUUAUUUAUAAAUUAUAUUAAUUACUACUGUGUAUUAGUACUAGUCUCUACAUAGGCUACCCAUUAUUUAAGUAAUUAUUAUACUUAUUUAAUUUAUUGCCACUAAUGUCACACAGUCACGACAUACAUGAUCUAUGUUAGAGAUUAAUUUAUUUUACUGUCAUUAGUCAUUACCAUUGACUUAAUAAAAGCCAUAUUGUACUAUUACUAUUGAAUGUAUUUUACUCAAUAUCAUUUUGUUAUUGUUUUUAAUUUAAUCAUUUUUAUGCUUGAGCAACAUGAGAGUCAACAUGACUUGUUUAAAGUUGUUUAAAUUUUUUCUUGAAAGGAGGUUAAUAUAUAGCUAUAUAGCUAAAAUAUUGAGAUUAAUUAUUGUAUGAUAAAAUUUAAUUUUAAUAUACAGUACAUAUUGCACUAUCUGACCAAACACUUUCUUUGCAGAGAUUACUAUAC
Colletes gigas is the source of this 3633-nucleotide messenger RNA. It is a transcript of the gene Gpo1, whose product is annotated as glycerol-3-phosphate dehydrogenase, mitochondrial. Lineage: Eukaryota; Metazoa; Arthropoda; Insecta; Hymenoptera; Colletidae. Gene Ontology annotation, biological process: glycerol-3-phosphate metabolic process. Bases 237 to 2498 code for a protein of 753 amino acids. Gene Ontology annotation, molecular function: glycerol-3-phosphate dehydrogenase (quinone) activity; calcium ion binding. The transcript is spliced from 13 exons. The record is from RefSeq and is a predicted model, not a curated record. Gene Ontology annotation, cellular component: glycerol-3-phosphate dehydrogenase (FAD) complex; mitochondrion.